AUCUCCCUCCAAUUUCCCUCCAUUUUCUUUCAAAACCCUAAACCUCCCCAAAACCCUAGCCAAAAGGUACCUCGAUCUCGAUGUCGAAAUCCGAAGAAGACUCUAAACCCGCCGCCGCCGAUGAUCGCCGGCUCGACGAAGAGUACAAGAUCUGGAAGCAGAACACGCCGUUCAUGUACACCUCGUCAUCACCGACGUCUCGAGUGCCCUCGAUGACGGUCUCAGGCUGCCGGAGCGAGCGGAGGCUCGCCGGAAAAGACUACUCCCACAAGCUGAUCCUGGGGACCUACGCCGGUGACGAGCGUAACUAUCUCAUGAUCGCCGAGGUCCAGCUCCCGAUCGAGGACGCUGAGAGGCAAAUGAGGGUCUUUGACGUCGAUCACGGCGAGAUCGGAGUGUUUGAAGGCGCUAGAGGCAAAAGCAAGGUAAAAGUAAUUCAGCAGAUAAAACACGAAGGAGAAGUUAAUCGAGCUCGUUACAUGCCUCAGAAUUCUUCCCUUAUUGCAACAAAGACAGUUAGUGCAGAGGUGCAUGUAUUUGAUUACAGCAAGCAUCCUUACAACCCUCCUAUAAGCGGUGGUGAAUGCAAUCCUGAUUUGAGGUUGAAGGGCCACAGCUCUGAAGGAUAUGGUUUAUCAUGGAGUCAUGAUGCUCAAAUAUGCUUGUGGGACAUUAACGCAGCACCCAUUAAUAAGUCUCUUUGGCCUCUUAGAAGCUUUAAGGUAAAUGAAGAUGCUGUUGAGGAUGUUGCGUGGCAUUUGAGGAAUGAAUACUUGUUUGGCUCAGUUGGUGGUGAUCAACACUUGGUCAUAUGGGAUAUUAGAGCACAAACAACUGACAAGCCGAUUCAGUCUGUAUUUGCUCAUCGAGAUGUGGUUAAUUGCUUGGCAUUCAAUCCUGCCAAUGAGUGGCUUGUAGCAACAGGUUCAGCUGAUAAGACUGUUAAGUUGUUUGACCUCCGCAAACUAAGCACUUCUCUUUAUGCCUUUAAUUAUCACAAGGAAGAAGUUUUCCAAGUGGGAUGGAGUCCAAAAAAGGAGUCGAUACUAGCAUCUUGCUGUGCUGGUAGGAGGAUUUUAGUGUGGGAUUAUAGCAGGAUUGGCGAUGAACAGGACCCAGAGGAUGUAGAAGAUGGUCCACCGGAACUUUUGUUCAUACACGGCGGUCACACUACCAAGAUAUCCGAUUUUUCUUGGAACCCUUACGAUGAGUGGGUGAUUGCUAGCGUCGCUGAUGAUAACAUACUUCAAGUAUGGCAGAUGGCUGAGAAUCUUUACUACAGUCACGGUGAUAAACUACCACCUGAUGAACCUUCAUCACCUAGAACACCCACUUAAACUAUCAAGUUUCUGCAGAUGUUUGUAUAGCGACCUGCAAAUAUCAUGUACAUUUUUCUGUUUCUCACACGCACAUACACACAUUUAGCUUCGCCCAGCACAGCAGUGAUCCUGUUUGGGUCUCAUUAUGUGAUUUUGUUUUGGAAAGAUCACACGAAAUCACUUCUCGUAUAAAGAGUAGGUAUACAAUACGCACGCGAUUCUAUUCUUUUCUUUAGAUGUACAUGUACAUGUUGUUGUAGUGAAUUCUAAAGCAAUGAACAGAUCGGCGGUACAUUCUUUCUCUAAUGUGCAUUCG
Messenger RNA from Asparagus officinalis (garden asparagus), 1635 nucleotides. Its product is annotated as histone-binding protein MSI1 homolog. The record is from RefSeq and is a predicted model, not a curated record. Gene Ontology annotation, cellular component: nucleus. Gene Ontology annotation, biological process: regulation of gene expression. Gene Ontology annotation, molecular function: histone binding. NCBI's taxonomy places the organism in Eukaryota, Viridiplantae, Streptophyta, Magnoliopsida, Asparagales, Asparagaceae.